AUGAACUGGUCAGCGCUGCAGAGCCUCCUCAGUGGGGUGAAUAGGUACUCCACCGUGUUCGGCCGCGUGUGGCUUUCCAUGGUGUUUGUGUUCCGAGUGCUAGUGUUUGUGGUAGCAGCACAGCGGGUUUGGGGAGACGACAGCAAAGACUUUGUCUGCAACACCAGACAGCCAGGCUGUACCAACGUCUGCUAUGACCACCUCUUCCCCAUCUCUCAUAUCCGUCUGUGGGCCUUGCAACUCAUUUUUGUCACCUGUCCAUCUCUCCUGGUGGUGGCUCAUGUGAAGUACCGUGAAGAAAAGGACAGGAAGUAUUCCACCCUACACGAGGGCCAUCACCUUUAUGCAAAUCCAGGGAAAAAACGUGGUGGACUGUGGUGGACUUACCUCAUCAGCUUAUUCUUUAAGGCGGGAAUCGAUGCAGCCUUUCUCUAUAUCCUUUACCACAUUUAUGAGGGCUACGAUUUACCCCGCCUUUCCAAGUGCUCCCUGGAGCCGUGUCCCAACACGGUGGACUGUUUCAUCUCACGCCCCACCGAAAAGAGGAUAUUCACCAUUUUCAUGGUGGUCUCCUCAGCGGUCUGUAUUUUCAUGUGCAUCUGUGAGAUGUUCUACCUGGUAGGAAAGCGUUUCCACAAGAUGAUCAAAAUCCGCCAGGAAAACGAGAGGCUGCUCUUUGCUGAGACGCACGAUAUCACCAAUAUGGCUCUUCCCAGAACACACUACAAAAGAAUAGACCCCACUCUAACCAGCAACCAAAACCUGAGUAACCUAAAAACAGAGGAGUCUGUCGCAGCCAAAUGA
Messenger RNA from Chanos chanos (milkfish), 804 nucleotides. It is a transcript of the gene gjb9a, whose product is annotated as gap junction protein beta 9a. Gene Ontology annotation, molecular function: gap junction channel activity. The transcript has a single exon. Gene Ontology annotation, cellular component: connexin complex. Bases 1 to 804 code for a protein of 267 amino acids. The record is from RefSeq and is a predicted model, not a curated record. Gene Ontology annotation, biological process: cell-cell signaling. Lineage: Eukaryota; Metazoa; Chordata; Actinopteri; Gonorynchiformes; Chanidae.